AUAAGCGUGAUUACGAGAAUGGAAUUCGAUAGCAAAUCUGGAAAAUCAACAUUCUUUCAUCGUUUGUCAAUAAAUUAAAGAGAAUGAUUGUUAAAGCUCGAUAUAUAUGUUUUUGAAUGUCUAUGCAGCCCGAUAGAAACCAUCCACAGGCCAUGUGGCCUAUGCCAACGAUGCAGCCUUGCGGUGCUUCGAAUCAUUUUCGGCCGCAACAUUAUAUAGAAAAUCUACUGCAUGAUCAUAGAUGGCCAAAGCAUUCCACAUCGCAAACUCAUUGGCCUCCACGAUUACAUCACGAAGGUCAGCACUACGGCCAAGAUAUGAUGCAGUCCCAAUCCCACUCAAUUGGCGGAUGUCCCCCGUCAUCUCAAUGUUUCGUACAGCAGGGACACACAAAAAAUACGAAAAGCCAUCAAAAUGCUGAUAAGUUUUUAUCCAUUGCGUCUUUGGCCCAACCAGCCGCUUCCUCUUAUGUUCCUCCUUUGUUGAAUCCUCAAAAUGCGGAUAGUAAUAAUCCUUUCAUGAAUAAUUGGAAUGUAACGACCAGCGUAACAAAUUCAGCUCCAUUGCCGAGUAUGUUUAAUUUUUUACCACUACAAAACGUACAAAAUGAUGACGUCAUACCACCUCCAUUUACCUUAUCUGCCGAUAAGAAUGAUCCAAAGUUUUGCAGUCCUACCAAAACAAGUGAAGCAAACUCACGCAUCAAUGAAAUAGCUAAUGAACUACGUAAUAUAACAUCAUUUCCGUGCAUCUCACCGCAGUCUCUAUCUGAUUGCGAGGUAACUAAAUCAGCUCAACCUCCAUCACAUAGCGUCUCUAAACUUAUUGAUGAAGCCGUUAAACAAAAGGAAACAAUAGUUAAAAGUUCAACGUUUCAAACUGUGCCAUAUCAAAAUAGGCCCCUCUCCCACGUCAGUUGCAGCAAGCCUAAUCAACAACGAAGGCAGGAAAAGAAUCAGCUGAUUCACGAAGCUGUGCCUGCUCCUCCUCCUCCUCCUCCUCCUCCUACUUCUGCUUCUGCACCUGCUCCUGCUCCCGCUCCUGCUCCUCCUCCUCCUCCUCAAUCUUAUACUGUUCCUCUAUCUCAUCGUUCUAUGCCAGUUUCAACGAGGACGUCAACCGAAGUUACCUCAUCAACUUCAACGACCAAAACACUUUUGCAAACAAUAGCCAGCUCCAAUUUGUCGCUAAACUUGUGUUCCAAACAGUCGCUGCCGCUCUCUCACGUACCAAAGACUUGCUCUCAGUCCGUUGUCACGACUUCUUCCGCCCAAGUUCCAACAACUAUAACACCAAAAACGCUAAUAACAACGACAACGGUACAGAUUCCUCAAGUACAAGUAACAUCGACGACAACCGCACAGCCAAAACCAGCCUCGGUUGUGAGUGUAACUCCGAGCCACAAUGUUCAAACAACGAAGAUCACAACUGAUAAGAAUGUUGAAGAGGCUUCCGUCCUUCCUGUUGAAUAUAUGUGCGACUUUUGCAACGCCACUUUUAAACGGGAAAGUGCGUUAGUAGCGCAUUUGAGAACUCACGAUUCUCCUCCGACACCCGCCACCUCUUCUGCCCAAAAAACGGGUCGCCACGUCUGCAAUGUUUGCCAGCAAACCUUUUCACGAAAAGAUGUUAUGACGAGGCACGCUCGUCGUCAUCGGGAGGAUUAUAAAAGAGAUGAAUGCGAGGAGUGCGGAGCAACUUUUACCGAACGACGUUCUUUGUUACGUCACCAAGCAAGGGCUCACUCUAUUGAUGCACAACAUAUUUGUAAGGACUGUAAUGCUCGUUUUAAAAUGCCUAAGCAAUUAGCUACCCACAUGGCUGCAAAGCACGGAGAUUCUAAUGCAAUUUGUAAAUCAGACGGCAAGCACGAGUGCAGCCAAUGCAAUAAAUUCUUUAAAUCUCCACAUCACCUGACGGCUCACCAAAGGGUUCACACUGGAGAAAGGCCAUUUAAGUGCGCAGAUAGCGACUGCAAUAAAACAUAUAAAUCUCAUUACGCACUUACUCAGCACAUUGCUGCAGUUCAUGCUCAUGAAAAACCAUUCAAGUGCCCCUAUUCUCAAUGCAAUGCAUCUUUUUCAGCAAAGAGUUCCCUAUCUUAUCACGUUAGUACUCACACCAACGAUAGAAAUCAUAUAUGUUUCGAAUGCGGUCAGGCAUUUAUUAUGGCCUCGGAUCUAAGGAAACACCAAAGAAUCCACAGCGGAGAUCGACCUCAUGCCUGUGACCAGUGUCCAGCAAAAUUUAAACUGACUUCUCAUUUAGCCGCCCAUAAACGACUGCACAAUGGAAAAUCUGUCGUUGUAAAAACAACAUCAAAGGGGGUAACGACGACAACGUCUAAUAAAUCUUCGGCAACUUCGCCUAAAUGCGAUAGAUGCGGUGAGAUUUGUGCUAAUCGAGGUCAUUUAGCCGUACAUAUGAGACGUGAGCAUAACUCAGCAAUUUGAAUCUGUCUGUUACUGUGAUAACUGUUGAAGUGAUCUUUUUGUUCUAUUCUUUUUCUUUUGUUUUGUUCAAAAAUUUCAUCCAUUUUUUUCUUUGUAUUAUGUAAUAUUUGUAGAGAAACUUAAAUAUUUUUCUGACUGCGUAGCUAAGUCAAAAGAAUGCAACAAUGCCAUCAAAUAAUUUAUCAAUAUUAUUAUAAAUACUGUUAUUAUCAUUGUUUCAUUUAAUGCACUCUUUAGAUUUAUUGUAUAUUCUUUUACAAUAAGUGCUUAUUAUUACAGAAAAUAAUUUAUUCAA
Molecule: messenger RNA, 2748 nt
Organism: Dimorphilus gyrociliatus
Lineage: Eukaryota; Metazoa; Annelida; Polychaeta; Dinophilidae
Source: the annotation of a GenBank genome assembly